Molecule: messenger RNA, 864 nt
Organism: Arachis ipaensis
Lineage: Eukaryota; Viridiplantae; Streptophyta; Magnoliopsida; Fabales; Fabaceae
Source: RefSeq, a predicted model, not a curated record
AUGGUUGAUGCUUCUGUGCCAUUUAAUGCAGUUAAUUCAGCAUACUACCAACCAAUGAUUGAUGCUAUUGCAAACAUAGGUGCAGGGUAUAAAGGUCCAAACUUUGAUAGAGUUUGUGGAUAUCUGUUGAGUAAGUUGGUGGAGGAUGUAAAAAAGAUUAUUGAACGGUAUCGUGAAAUUUGGAAGCAAACUAGAUGUACUAUCAUGGCUGAUGGAUGGACUGAUUGUUGUAGGCGCACUUUAAUUAACUUCUUAGUUUAUUGUCCUAAAGAAACUAUCUUCCUAAAGUUUGUUGAUGCUUCUCAUGCCUCCAAGACUGAUGAUUUAUUGUUUAAGCUUUUUAAGGAUGUUCAUAUAGUGACAGACAAUGCUGCAAAUUAUGUUGCUGCUAAAAGGUUGUUAGAAACUGAAUUUCCUAAGUUGUAUUGGUCUCCUUGUGUUGCGCAUUGUAUUAAUUUGAUGUUGCAAGAUAUUGAAAAGUUGAAUGAAGUAAGUGAGACAGUUUCACAUGCUUCAAAAAUUACUAAAUACAUAUAUAAUCAUUGUCAUCCAUUGUAUCUGAUGAGGAAGUUUACUGGUGGGCAAAAAAUACUUCAUCCAGCUCCAACUCGCUUUGCUACCAAUUUCAUAGCUUUAGAGAGUAUUCUGGCUCAAAAAGAUGCAUUAAGAGCUAUGGUAACUUCUAAAGAAUGGACAAUCUUAGCCUACUCCAAAGAAGCUAAAACUAAAAUAUUUGUGGAUCAAGUUUUAGACUCUAAAUUUUGGAAUUUAUGUAUAGAUAUUAUCAAGCUUACUGAGCCACUUGUUUGUGUGUUCCGUAUUGUGGAUAAUGAAGAUAAAACUACAAUGGAUUUUCUUUAUUAA